Molecule: messenger RNA, 1734 nt
Organism: Knipowitschia caucasica
Lineage: Eukaryota; Metazoa; Chordata; Actinopteri; Gobiiformes; Gobiidae
Source: the annotation of a GenBank genome assembly
AUGACUCCCUCAGGACUCUUCAUCCCUCACCUCAUCUCGCCGAGAUACGAGCUCAGCCUGCCUCCGAUCCUCCUCCCUCUCACUCAGGUUCCUCCGGGACGCCCCUCCUCUCCCUCUCCCCUCCCUCCCAUACUCAGGGAACCAGUCGUAACGCUCCACGCAUCAAUACCUAUCACACCCACACACUCUCCUCACAUCGCCCCGGUUUCCAACCUCCCUCUCUCUCUCCUCACGAGCCAUCAGCCAAUCCAUCCGUCCAUCCCGCAUUCACGUCACUCUCCCGCGUACAACGCCCACUCUCCCGACAUCCAACCGACGCCUCUCCCCCUCGACUCUCGCCGAUAUGCAAAUCCUCUACUCUCUCCGGCCUCUCUCCUUCCAUCCCCUGAUCCCUCUCGCCCACUCCCCUCUACUAUUCCAUCCACUCACAUGCUUCCGCUAUAUACGCCUCCAUCGCUCCCCCACUCUCCCUCACCUCCCUCGUCGACGUCCCACGUCUUCCUCAAAGCCUUCCCUCCCAUAAACCCCCUCGACCUUCGCACCACUCGCAACACUCACGCGUAUCUCGUCUCCCCUAACUCGCUUCCUCUACUACUUUCACUCCCUCGACGACGCACUCUUCGCCUCUCACUCCCCCCAGAAGAGUCUCUCGUCGCCUACUUCUCUUCUCCUCGUCCACAACGUCACGCGGUUCACCAUCAUCUACCCAACCAGUCCGCUCAAAAAAACUCCCCAAUGAGCAUCAGCGACAUCUCUCUCGCUCAAGCGACACAAUCCUCUACCCAAACUCUCCCUGGGAGCUCUCGUCAAACUCUCGCCUGUCUCGCUGCGUCUCUCAGAGUCUCACCUACAGGCUCGCUUCGCAUACCCUCAUUCCUCCAGCUUCUACCUGAUCCCAGCGAUGACUCUCCUGGCCUCGCUGUCCUCUCGUACCCCCUGCAUACUAAAUCUGGGCACUCCUGGUGGGGGGGGGAUGGGUGGUGGGGGGGGGGGUGGGGUGUUUUGGGGUCCGGGGGCAAACGUUCCAUUUCCCGUCAAACGUCCCCUCCUCUUCCUCACCGCGCUCUUCCCCCUUCUCCCCCCACUCUCUCCCCUCCUCCUUCUCUCCCUCUCAACCAGCUCCACGCUCCCUCUCGCUCUCCUAAAGCACUUGUCGCCUGCUCUAGCAAAUCUCCGGCUCACGCCACGUCCCCCCUCCCGCCUCACCAACCUCAAAUCAUCGGAACGAUAUCGACCAUCCCGCCCACCCUCCUCCGGCUCCAACUCUAUCCUUCGCGAUCCACCUCCUCCCUCCAUCGGUCCGCCCUCUCACUCCCAUCAUCCAACCCCCUCCCCCCACCCUCUUCCCUCCUACUUCCCCUCCCCCCCCCCUCCCCCUCUCUUCUCCCUCCGCCGCGGGCCACCACCGAACCCCGCCCUCUCAUCCCCAUCCCUCCCACACUCCACGUCUACUCUCCCCCCCUCGACGCCACCCUUCGCUCUCUCUCGGUCCACCUCACACCCCCGCGUCCACCCUCUCCCUCCACCCUCUCUCAUCCCCCCCUCUUCAGCUCGCGCAACACUCUCCCCCAUCUCUCCCGCCUGUACUUACCCCUCCCUCCUUCUCAUCAGCUGCUCCUUUCGUCUCUCCCCCCGCACCUCUCAGCCCUUCGCUCCUCUCGCUCCUCCCACUCACCCCUCUCUCCCCCUCGUCCUUCUUCCUCGCGAACCAGGCUAGGAGAGAAAUUGGUGUGA